AAAACUGUGCAAAACUUGACAGAGGCACUUCCAGGCUCCGCUCCUGUCACCUCCUCCGCUCCUCCGUGCUCAUCUGCCCCACAGCCCUGCACACAGCCCCCUGCACACAGCCCCCUCCUCCGGCCGUCCUGACCAUGGCUGCCCCGCUCACGGACCAGGAGAAGCGCAGACAGAUCAGUCUGCGCGGGAUCCCGGAUCUGGAGAACGUGCACGAGCUGAUCAAGGGAUUCAACAGGCAUUUGCAUUUUACGCUGGUAAAGGACAGGAACAUCGCCACGCCUCGGGACUACUACUUUGCCCUCGCGCACGCUGUCCGGGAUCAUCUCGUGGGCAGAUGGAUCCGGACGCAGCAGUUCUACUACGAGGCGGACCCCAAGCGCGUGUAUUACCUGUCUCUGGAGUUCUACAUGGGGCGGACUCUGCAGAACACGAUGGUGAACCUGGGAGUGCAGAACACCUGUGAUGAAGCCAUGUACCAGUUGGGUUUGGACAUCGAGGAGCUGGAGGAGAUCGAAGAGGACGCUGGUUUGGGAAAUGGAGGCCUGGGACGUCUGGCAGCUUGCUUCUUGGACUCAAUGGCCACUUUGGGUCUUGCUGCGUACGGUUAUGGCAUCCGAUACGAGUAUGGGAUUUUCAACCAGAAGAUCAGAGACGGGUGGCAGGUAGAGGAAGCAGAUGAUUGGCUGAGACAUGGAAACCCUUGGGAGAAGGCCCGCCCUGAGUACAUGUUACCAGUGCAUUUCUAUGGCCGAGUGGAGGAGACCAAAGAUGGCUCCAGAUGGGUGGAUACGCAGGUGGUGCUGGCGAUGCCGUAUGACACGCCCAUACCUGGAUACAAGAACAACACUGUGAACACAAUGAGGCUGUGGUCGGCCCGAGCUCCAAACGACUUCAACCUCAGAGACUUUAAUGUUGGAGAUUACAUCCAGGCCGUUUUGGACAGGAACCUGGCAGAAAACAUCUCCAGAGUGCUCUACCCCAACGACAAUUUUUUCGAGGGUAAGGAGCUGCGUCUGAAGCAGGAGUACUUUGUGGUGGCAGCGACUCUUCAGGACAUCAUCAGGAGAUUCAAAACUACCAAGAAAGGAACCCCCGGCAGGACUUCAUUUGAGAGCUUCCCAGACAAAGUGGCGAUCCAGUUGAACGACACUCACCCGGCCAUGGCCAUUCCAGAGCUCAUGAGGAUCUUUGUGGACAUAGAGAAACUGGACUGGGAUGUGGCGUGGGACUUGACUCGGAGGACCUUUGCCUACACUAACCACACAGUUCUACCUGAGGCUCUGGAGCGAUGGCCUGUCAGGCUCAUGGAGACUCUGCUUCCCCGACACCUGCAGAUCAUCUACCAGAUCAACCAGAAACACCUCGAUAAAAUCGCGUGUCUGUUCCCUGAUGACAUGGAUAAGCUGCGUCAGAUGUCUCUGAUCGAGGAGGAUGGAGAAAAAAGAGUGAACAUGGCCCAUCUCUGCAUCGUGGGCUCCCACGCUGUCAACGGGGUGGCUCAGAUACACUCCAACAUCAUCAAGACUCAAGUAUUCCGUAAUUUCAGUGACCUAGAGCCAGAUAAGUUUCAGAAUAAGACCAACGGCAUCACACCUCGGCGCUGGCUGCUCGUCUGCAACACUGGACUGGUGGACAUCAUCGCGGAGGCCAUUGGAGAGGACUUUGUCACGGACCUGAGUGAGCUGAGGAAACUCAACGACUUUGUGGAUGAUAAACAUUUUAUACAAAACAUCAUGAAAGUCAAACAGGAGAACAAGCUCAAGUUCGGUCAGUAUCUGGAGAGAGAGUAUCACGUGAAGAUAAAUCCGUCCUCCAUCUUUGAUGUCCACGUGAAGAGAAUCCAUGAAUACAAGAGACAAGUCCUCAACUGUCUGCACAUCAUCCACCUGUACAACAAAAUCCGCAUGAACCCGGCCGCCCCCUUCACCCCUCGGACUGUGAUCAUCGGGGGAAAGGCUGCCCCCGGAUACCACAUGGCAAAGGUGAUCAUUAAACUGAUCACUUCAGUGGCUGAUGUGGUGAACCACGACCCUCUGGUGGGAGACAAACUCAAAGUCAUCUUCUUGGAGAACUACAGAGUCUCUCUGGCUGAAAAAGUGAUCCCGGCCACAGACCUGUCGGAGCAGAUUUCCACAGCGGGCACAGAGGCCUCGGGCACCGGGAACAUGAAGUUUAUGUUGAACGGCGCCCUGACCAUUGGCACCAUGGACGGAGCAAACGUGGAGAUGGCCGAAGAGGCCGGAGAAGAAAACAUGUUUAUAUUCGGCAUGAGGGUGGAGGAGGUGCAGGAGCUAGAUGAGAAAGGAUACGAUGCCAUGACGUAUUAUGAGAAGAUCCCAGAGCUCAAACAGGUGAUGGACCAGAUCACCAGUGGAUUCUUCAGCCCCAAAAAUCCAAAUAUGUUUAAAGACCUCACCAACAUGCUAUUCAAACAUGACCGAUUCAAAGUAUUUGCUGACUUUGAGGACUACAUGAAAUGCCAGGAGCGAGUCAGUAAACUCUUCCAGGAUCCAGUGGAGUGGACAAAGAUGGUGGUCAGAAACAUCGCAGCGACGGGGAAGUUUUCGAGUGACAGGACGAUCGCUGAGUACGCUCGUGAGAUUUGGGGGGUGGAGCCGAGUAACAUCAAGAUCUCUCCUCCCUGUGAGCCUCUGCGCGUCGACCACCUCACCACCUAGAUCCAACAU
This is a messenger RNA of Periophthalmus magnuspinnatus, 2687 nucleotides long. RefSeq names its product phosphorylase, glycogen, liver (gene pygl). Gene Ontology annotation, biological process: glycogen catabolic process. The record is from RefSeq and is a predicted model, not a curated record. Gene Ontology annotation, molecular function: pyridoxal phosphate binding; glycogen phosphorylase activity. The transcript is spliced from 20 exons. Gene Ontology annotation, cellular component: cytoplasm. Lineage: Eukaryota; Metazoa; Chordata; Actinopteri; Gobiiformes; Gobiidae. The coding region runs from base 135 to 2678 and encodes 847 amino acids.